This is a messenger RNA of Gordionus sp. m RMFG-2023, 1443 nucleotides long. RefSeq lists its product as uncharacterized. Gene Ontology annotation, molecular function: nucleic acid binding; zinc ion binding. The record is from RefSeq and is a predicted model, not a curated record. NCBI's taxonomy places the organism in Eukaryota, Metazoa, Nematomorpha, Gordioida, Chordodea, Parachordodidae. The coding region runs from base 1 to 1443 and encodes 480 amino acids. The transcript is spliced from 3 exons.
AUGGUAGAUUUGAAAUUAAAAGAGGGAUUUUCACCUAUUUUCUUAGCAUGUCGUAGAGUUUCUUUUGAGUGGAAAAAGGAGAUCAACGAAGAAUUAGAUAAAUGGGUUAAUGAUGGUAUUAUUUUUCCUGUGGAAUAUAGUGAAUGGGCUACACCAUUAGUACCUGUUAAAAAAUCUAAUGGAAAACUUAGAUUAUGUGCAGAUUUUCGAGUAACACUUAACAAAUGGGUUGUAGAAGUGAAAUAUCCAUUACCUCGAAUUGAAGAAAUUAUGGAAAAUUUAAAGGGAGCCAAAUAUUUUUCAAAAGUUGACUUUUCAUCAGCAUAUUUACAAUUUUUGAAAGAAGAAAUUCGUAAAUUGUUAACAAUAACAACGCCUAAAGGAUUAUUUGCAUUUUGUAGAUUACCUUUUGGAUUAAGUGUAUCUGCAUCGAUUUUUCAAAGAACAAUGGCAUCAGUUUUCCAGGGCUUGGAAGGCGUAUUUUAUUAUAUGGAUGAUGUGUUGAUAACUGGAGUGACGCCAGAACAACAUAAUCAACGUCUUGAAGAGGUUUUCAAGAGAAAACAAGAUAAAGGUUUAAAAGCCAGUAAAGAGAAAAGUGUUAAUUUUGAAUGGAAAAUUGAACAAAGAAAUGCUUUUGAAAAUUUAAAGAGAAAAAUUGGUGAGGAACCAAUUUUAGUAUGUUUUAACAAUGAUUUGGAGAUAAUUCUUGCGGUUGAUGCAUCCAAUAAAAGUGUAGGAGGUGCAUUAUUACAUGUCAUUGAUGGUUUAGAGAGACCAAUUAUUUUUUUUUCGAGAAUAUUUCAUGAAGUUGAAACGAGGUACUCUGUUAUAGAACAGGAGGCCUUAGCGAUUAUUUUUGAAUUGACCAAAUGUCGCGAGUAUUUAAUAGGGAAAAGAUUUGUGAUUUAUACAGAUCACAAGCCAUUAAUUCAUUUGUUCAAGAAAGAUAACAAAGAAUUAAUGAUGUCUCCGAGAUGCUUUCGUUGUCAAAGUUUUGGACAUCAAAUAAAGGACUGUAAUAUUCCGACUCAUGUGUUACAAAAUCGGGAACGUGAAGAUCAUCUUAGUGAAACAGAUGAAGUUACGGGAACGAGUUAUUUUUGUGGAAAAAAUAAUAGGGUACAGUCGGAGGUAGCGUACCAAAAUUAUAAUAAAAUAAAUGAGAUAGAAUCAAGAUUUAAACCGUAUGGAAAUAGGCAGUGGCCGCCUAUUAGCUAUGAUGGAACGAUAAAAAGAACCAAUAUAAUUCAAGAUAGGACAGGAGGAAUUACAUCGAUGGGAAACCUAUAUUAUGGGAAGAUACAAGAUAAAAAUGAUAAUUCGAUCAAGAUGAGAUCAAAUAUAGUCAAAGUAACAAAUAAUGCGGAUGUUCAAAGGAGAAUUGAUGUUAUGGAUACCAAAGAAGAAGAGAUACUGAAAGAUAGAGAAGAAGAUAUAUAA